Molecule: messenger RNA, 2403 nt
Organism: Schistosoma mattheei
Lineage: Eukaryota; Metazoa; Platyhelminthes; Trematoda; Strigeidida; Schistosomatidae
Source: the annotation of a GenBank genome assembly
AUUUACCGCUACACGUUUAAGGUUUAAUUAUAGUGCGUUACUUCACAAGGUUUCGUUAACCGCGGUUGGAUUGCUAGCUGUUAAAUCAUCGUCUGUAGGCAGUUCCAAGUGGAGGUUGUAUCUGUCAUAAAGGUUUCGAAAGUUAAUAUAGGCUGCUUAGCUACCCGUGUUUACGAUUGAGGGCUGAUUUGGUCAUUUGAUGAUGCGAAUAACAUCCUUGAGGCUUCUUCAUGUUCAAUCACUUCUUUGCAUAUUUUAUAUUUCAUCCUUUAUUUUCGGGUUGUUUGUCCCUUUAGUGGUAGAUUUACUGUCUCUUCCUUUUUCGAGUAUACAUGACAUUUACAGGCUUUUCACUUUCCACUUAGUGACGGAUGAGAUUUGUGUUUUCAUUUCUACAAUUCUGGCCAUUUUUAUCUACGCAAAGCUUGUAUUUCAUGUAUGGAGCAGAACUGAAAUACUAUUCUUCUAUUGGUUCGUAAAUACGAGUGCCGGAAUACUUGCAAUUAUCCCAGAGAUUUUCUUCGGUAAUAACAUUUUUAUCAAACGGAUCAAUGGGAAUUCUGCAUUUUUGUCUUCUGUACUCGUAGUUCUUAUCCAACUAAGUAUGGAUCAAUCACUUGUAAAGAUCAGGGGUUUCAACUUUAAAUCUCAAUAUGGUCUCCCUGCUGUGUCGAUUACAUUUUUGUGUUUGUGGACAGUAGGGUUUAUCAGGCUCUCUUCUGGUAUUUUGUUUUGUUAUGGGAUCCUGUGUAGUUGGUGCUACCUCCGCUUUCUGCAACGUCAUCCUCAAGGAAGGAGAGGCGAUUAUCGUCCCGUAUUCGCGUUCGCCAGACUCUUCCCCGAACCAAUAGACAAAAUAGUCUCGAUUCCGUCCAACGUUUUUUAUCAACUUCUACUUCGAACCAAGUUUUGUCCUGGACUAAAAAGAGAAAGUGAAGUUACUGUAGAACCUUUACUGACCUUCGGCCCACAUGGAAUGAUAUCUUGUGAUCCAGAACGGCAUCGGCGCAUUGCUCUGAAGGCUCUAAAUGAACGCUUCGCAAAAGCUGAUGUUUCUUCAAGGACACCAAAUGAAGUCAUCGAAUGGCCAAGCCUGAUCGAUCCUGAUGACACACAAAAGACGGAUAACAACAAGUCAGAUGAGUCCAGUGUGAUAAUCGAGUUGCCAACUAUUACGAAUCCUUCAACUACUGAUACUUUAAAUACAUUAAACUCAUCUAAUAUGUGAACCUUGAGCCAAGGAAAUAGUUUUUAUACAAUCUAUACAUGAGAUCAUAGGUUUUGUACCAUAGUUUUGACUUAUUUUGUUCACUUUAUUCUUCCAGUAACUUCUUUACACUUAGUUUUUUAUAUUGUAAGUUCUAUUCGCUUAAACAUAAAGUCAUGUAUUUUGUUAUUAGCUUAAGCGUCUUUUUCCUCGUGUUAUUUUUAUGAUUUUUGAUUAAAUAUUUUGCUUUAGAGACCUUAUCAAGCUCACUAGUGAGACAGUAGUAGUAAAUGAAACUGCUAACGGAGGUCGAGAUGUAGAGUGAAAUCCAGUAACUUGUUUUAAUUUAUUCAGAAUGAAGAAUAUAUAUCAACUGCAUUACGAAUAGGUUUUGAUUUGUUAAUGUAACAAAAGUAAUAACUUGUUCUUCCUGUCAUUACGGCUUUAUCAUGACCAACCUAUACUGCCUAUCUGUAGACAUGAUGCACCUCUUUCCUAGUUUUUUUUUACUACCGUCCAGUCUAUUUUGAUGGGUAUUUGGUGGGCUUAUAUAGCUUAUCGUUGCCUUGGCAACUGCGGAUUCACUACCCAAUUAUCUGAGUCUCUCUUCUUGCAGGCAACUUAGUUGAAAUUCUGUUCCCAAUCAGCCAAUUUAGAUGGUAUAUAUAGGGAGGUAUAGAAUUCUUCAGUAGUGUUCUCCGGUAGUUACUGGGGACGUUUCAGAACUGCUGAGAGUAGAUGACGGUAACAAAGCUUCAUCCACUUGUAAUCUGAGUCAUCGGUUUGAUCCUUAUAUAAAAACUGAGGUACAAUUGUUAUCGCAAAGCGUUCGAAAAUCGUUUUGUUGUUUCUUCAGAUGUCGAUUUCGUUUUCUAUGUUGAGUUUACUCUUGGAUGGUUUGAGCUGUGUUGGUAGGUUAUAUUAAAUGAAACACUAUCUGUUCUCAUUUUGACCAUUUUGAACUGCGAGAUUAAGAGGAUCACAAGAUUUAAACCAUAAAUUAGGGGGCUGAUGAACCACAGACUAGUUUCAUCAUCUGAUUCCAUAAUUUGCAGCUAACUUAGUAUAUUUUCUGUGUUCUCCAAAAAAGUGACGAAAUUAUUCAUACAGAGUAUUAUUAUCUGGUUAAAUGAUGUGUAUAAUUUUUUAUUGCUUUUUUCAAACUUCCCUUUUAGAAAAUAUAUAUCUCAAGUGGG